UUCCUUCCUCUUUCAGUAUUAUUGUAGAUCGAGUUAUCGAUCCCACCAAAAAGUAAAUUCUUAAAAUGGCAGAAGCUGUAUUAUUCAACAUUGCCCAACAGCUAUUGAACAACAUGAGUUCAGCAGCCAUUGAAGAGGUUGCAUCUGCUUGGGGCUACAAAACCCAGCUUGUGAAACUCAAGAAUACAAUAAACACCAUCAGAGACGUGCUCUUAGAUGCUGAACAAAAACAACCCAACAGCCAUGCUAUUCGAGGUUGGUUGCAGAGGCUUCGCGUCGCGGUGUAUGAUGCAGAUGACCUGUUCGACGAAAUUACCAGCUUAACUACCCAAAAAGAUGUAUGUCUCUUCUUCUCUAAAAUCAACCAGCUUCAUUUUGGUAGUACAAUAGCUAGGAAAAUUAAACACAUUAGGGAAAAUUUAGAUGAUAUUGCAAAAGAUGGUAUGACUUUCGGGUUUAGGUUGCGUGUUGACGAGGAAGGAGCAAUGGGUAGGAAAAAACGUGAGCAGAGUUAUUCUUAUGUACGGGAGGAGGAUAUUGUAGGAAGGGAUAGUGAUAAAGUUGCUAUCUUGGGUAUGUUGUUGAGUUGUAAUGUUGAAGAGGUUGUUUCAGUUAUUCCUGUAGUUGGGAUUGGAGGACUUGGGAAGACUACUCUGGCUCAGUUGGUGUAUAAUUAUGAGAAAGUCGAAGAUCAUUUCGAGCUUCGAUUGUGGGUUUGUGUAUCUGAUGUUUUUGACAUUAAAGUUAUUGUGGAGAAGAUUUUAGCUUCUACUACUUAUGUGAAGCCUGGUGAUUUAGAUAUGGAGCAACUGCAAAGGCAGCUUAGGAAUUGCAUUGGUGGGAAGAGGUAUUUUCUUGUUCUGGAUGAUGUGUGGAAUGAGGAUCGCGAAGAAUGGCUUAAGUUGAGAGCUUUAUUGUUUUGUGGUGGACCGGGAAGUAAGAUUUUGGUGACCACGCGAUCCAGGCAGGUGGCUAGCAUCAUGGCGACAGGGUCAUGUUAUGAUUUAAGGCAUCUUUCAGAAGCUGAAUCUUGGUUUCUUUUUGGUAAAAUGGCAUUUGAACCCGGUCAAGAGAGUAAAGAUCCAAAGUUGGUCGAAGUAGGGAAGCAAAUUGUAAGGAAGUGUGCCAAUGUUCCACUUGCUAUAAGAACUGUUGGGGGGCUUCUAUAUGCCAGAGAUCAGAAAAGGUGGUUAGCUUUCAAGGAUAAUGAAUUAGCAAAAAUAACAGAAACUGAAAAUAGCAUCAUGCCUAUUUUAAAGCUUAGUUAUGAUCAUCUUCAAUCAUCACUUAAGCAUUGCUUUGCUUAUUGUGCUUUGUUCCCCAAGGACUAUGAAUUACAGAAGGAGAGACUGAUUAGUCUCUGGAUUGCUGGAGGUUUUGUUGUACCGUCGUGUGAAAGACAGAGUCUGGAAGAUGCUGGCGAGGAGUGUUUCAUGGAUUUGAUACAAAGAUGCUUUUUUCAAGAUUUAACAAAAGAUACACUAGGAAAUAUCAAGAGUUGCAGAAUUCAUGACUUGAUGCAUGAUUUAGCCCUUCUAGAGGCGGGCAGAGAGAGCAUAAUCUUCACCUCUGAUACAAGUAAUUUGAAUCAAAAUACUCAUCAUUUAUCUUCAGGGUUUAAUUUGACAUCAUCAUGGGAAAUUCCAAGUUGUUUGCUAGAAUUGAACCGUUUACGUACUUUUCUUUUGCCAGAGCAAGCAAAAUUUGGGACAAGAAUUAGGAAGUCAGUGUCUGAUCAAUUAGUUUCAAACUUUAGACGCUUGCGAGUGUUGGAUCUACAUGGGCUAGGGAUUGAAAAUCUGUCAAACUCUAUAGGGGGUCUCAUUCAUUUAAGACUUUCAAAGUGCUAUAGGCUGAGGAAGUUGCCCACAGAUAUCAAAAGGUUGAUUAAUCUUAGGUGCCUUGAGGUUGAUGAUUGUGAUGCAUUGGCUCACAUGCCAACUGGAAUGGGGAGAUUGACUGCACUCCGUAAGCUUAAUCAGUUUGUAGUUGGCAGUCCCACUGCUGCUUUUCAUCUUGAACGAUGUGCUCAGCUAAGGGAUUUGAGUUCUCUCAACAAUAUUUCAGGAGAUUUGCAGAUUCUGCUUCAGGGAAAAUGGAAAGCUGCUCUUUCAGAGGCCAAGGAUGCAAAGUUGUAUAAAAAGUUGCAUAUUACAAAGUUGGUAUUAGAUUUUUUUGAAGCAAACCGCAUCUACCAUGAACCAUUGCUUGAAGGCCUCCAACCAAGUCCAAAUGUUAAAAUUCUUGCUAUCACAUAUUAUGCAGGUCAGAGUUUUCCAAGUUGGGCUAGAUUGGAUAAGCUUAAUUCCUUCCUACCAAGUCUCGUGGAAAUUAACAUAAGCAAUUGUAAUAGAAGCCAGUGUCUCCCGUUUUUCAGCCAACUUCUCUGUCUCAAACGUUUACAUAUUACCUAUGCACACAGUGUAGAGUACAUGGAGAAUACAGGGUUGUCUCUAUCUGCAUCACCCGUGCUGUUUUUCCCAUCCCUUGAAGAAUUAACACUUGAUAGGAUGGGUAAUUUAAGGGGAUGGUGGAAGCAAGCUGAAGGAAUUCAUGAUUAUGUUGAUGUGACAGCAGCAUCAUAUAAUCAUCAAGAUAAUCAAGUGUUGCCAUGUUUCCCUCGACUUUGUAAGCUACACCUACAAAACUGUGCUAAGUUGAGAGAGAUGCCUCUUUUUCCUCACGUUGAAGAACUGAAGUUGGUGAAUGUUGAUGAGAACUUGUCAUUAAGGAAAGCAGUUGAGACUUUUACUACAGUGCCCUUGUCGUUGUUAUCCUCGAGACUGAAAACUCUGGAGAUAGACAACGUAGAUCAUUUCAUAUCUCUACCAAAGGAGCAUCUUCAGAACCUCUCGUGUUUGGGGCUGUGGCAGUGUUCUAAGCUCGUGGAUCUGUCCGGACUUGGAGAAGGAUUGAGGAAUCUACCUUCACUUAGAAUUCUUACAUUCUUUCACUGUGAUCAGUUAACAUCUCUAUGUGGAGGUUUACAACAUCUCACAUCUCUUCAGGAAUUGCUAAUUCGAAAAUGCAAGGAGCUGAACAUGCUAGAUGAAGAGGAAAAGGAUGGCAUGCCAUGGAAAGCUCUAAAGGCCCUUCGUUGUCUGAGACUUCGAUACAUCCCAAAGAUGGUUUCUCUUCCGUUUGGCCUUCAACAUGUCACAUCUCUUCGGUUCCUAGAGAUUGUCGGUUGUGAUGGUUUAACAACCCUCCCAGGUUGGAUUAGCAGUUUCUCGUUGCUUCAAUGGUUGAGCAUCAGAGAAUGUUCCAAAUUAAUGGAGUUGCCAGAAGGUUUCAUACAUCUUAGCAAGUUAAAGGAACUUGAGAUUACUGCAUGUCCAAGAUUGACCAGAAGGUGCCGAAGGCCCCGUGGUGAGGAUUGGCUCAAGAUACAACACAUUCCCUCUAUUAUAGUCCGGGAGAGUCACUGGGAUAAUGCUUAAUUCACAAAAUCGAAUAUCUCAAUUCUCAAUAAUUAAGGUAAAGACUGUAAACUCUAUACUAGAUUAGCCCCGUGUUGCAAACUAGGUUUUCUUGAAUUAGAUAAUACCCUUUGUGUAUUUUUAUUACAUACUACAGUAUGUUACUUCGCAUGAGAAAAGUUAAUUGAGCAUACACGUAAGAUAAAACUACAUGGCGUCUGGAUCCUCUGGAGUUGGGGUAAAACUCUACAAAAUAGAGUUGAGAAGAUCUUGUUGGCAGAUGCUCAAGAAACAAUUGUCUCCAAGUUAAUUUAGUCCCUAGAGGAUUAAGAAUUAUGUUUGGGAGUUUUAUAAAUAUUGACAUACAUACAUACAUACAUGUCCAAACGUUUCAGGUUCUUUUAUGAUUAAACAGAUGCUCAUGGUAUACCAAGUCUUAGCAGUCAAAGCAUCAGCAGAAACAAAACCAAACCCAGAAAAAAUAAAGGCCUCACCGAAGCUUAAUCAGGGUGAUUAGCAGUCAUAGCAGCAGCAGGUUCAGCGGCUAAUUCAUCAAGCUGACAAGUAGUAACACCCUUAUAAACACAAGCACAAACCUUCUGGGAGACAAGAACAGGAUCACAGUGAUCAGUACUCUGACCAUAACUCAAUUUCUUCAACCUUGCAGUAAUCUUAUCGACAUGAACGUUCUCCUGUCGCCCAUCUCUGUUCACUACAUACAUAUUUUUUUCUGUAGCCUAUGUAGGAUUUGAACCUACAUCUUUGUGCGUUGUCACACAAUGCUCUCCCAUAUUGAGCUAAUAGGCUAGAUUAAGAAAUCGGUGGUUGCAACUCUUGCAAGCCUUGCUCUCCCAUAUUGAGCUAAUAGGCUAGAUUAAGAAAUCGAUAGUUGCAACUCUUGCAAGCCAAAGAGUUUGAAGCAUACCCAGGCAAGUAAUUUAGCUAAUAAGGCAAUUUGAGUUUGAAGCAUAUUCAGUAGCUAAUAAGGAAAUUUGAGUGGCAUAUGAGGUAUGAUAAAACAUCACAUAUACAUUUAAAUACUACUGUAUCUCAUUCAACCAACCAAUUGUAAAUGCCUUCGUAUUACUCAAUCUAGCCCACUUAAAUCUACAAAAAAACAAAUAUUGUUUUGGAAGUAAUCCAUGGAGUAACUGAUGUAAUAGCUUCAAAUAGAUCAUUCAUAACACCAACAAAAACAAAAGCCCUCAAUCAAUUGCAUAAAUAAUCAAGUUAAUGUUUCAGAAAUUUUCGAAAAAUAGAACUAACUUAAUUGGAAAAAUAAAUUUGAUCAGAUUAAUCUAUUCGUAAUCCAUGGAGUAACUGAUGUAAUAGCUUCAAAUAGAUCAUUCAAAACAAC
Molecule: messenger RNA, 4776 nt
Organism: Spinacia oleracea (spinach)
Lineage: Eukaryota; Viridiplantae; Streptophyta; Magnoliopsida; Caryophyllales; Amaranthaceae
Product: putative disease resistance protein RGA3
Exons: 2
Coding region: 66-3440 (1124 amino acids)
Molecular function (GO): ADP binding
Source: RefSeq, a predicted model, not a curated record